Molecule: messenger RNA, 920 nt
Organism: Pantherophis guttatus
Lineage: Eukaryota; Metazoa; Chordata; Lepidosauria; Squamata; Colubridae
Product: lithostathine-1-beta-like
Source: RefSeq, a predicted model, not a curated record
UCUUGAGAGAAGAGAGAACACAGUCGGUCAUCUAGCAGGAGGCAGCAGAGAGAGCAAGAGGAUGGGACGCCAAGCCUUCUGGGGAUUCUGCCUCUUGGCCUGCUUGACUGGGAGCUCCUUGGUGGAAGGAUCACCCAAAAUCCAGGCUCGAGCCAAGUGUCCCAAUCAGGCCGUUUAUUAUCGACUGCAAUGCUAUCACCCAAUUUAUAGGGUCCUCACCUGGGACGACGCAGAGAUUGAGUGCCAACACCUGAGGAGUGGAGGCCACCUGGCCACUUUUCGGACUGCUGCUGAGGAAAGAAUUGUCUCCUCCCACAUCAGGCGCACCAGCACCGCCACAAAUGCCUGGAUUGGGAUGCACGCUGUGCAAGAGAACAAUAAACUCAACUGGCAAUGGAGUGACGCAACCCCCUACACCCCAGGAGAUGCCCUCUGGGACAACAGAACCCCCAGCAGCACCACUUCCAGCUCUCAGUGCAUCUAUGUCACCAACAUCCAGAGUCCAGGAAACUCAGCCAGGUGGACGCAGUUCACCUGUCACAGUGUCCUGCCCUCCAUCUGCAAGUACAAAGCUACCCUCUAGGCCUAACCAGCCACAGAGGAGACAAGCAGACGGCCUCUUCCUCAUUGGGGAGCAUCUACAGCGGCUUCCGCAGCACCCCGAUUCCACGGGAGAUCAACCUCCUGACCCUCCUUGUCCGUCUUCCUCCCAAUCGGACAACCAACCUCACUUCUCUGGUGUGCCCUGGUGCAAAGUUCCUCGCCCUCCUGCGGUUCUUGCUCAUUGUUGAUGGUUGCUAACCUCAAUGCUUUUAAGAUGUUUGUACCUGUGUUUCCCUUCUACUGAAAGCUGCCCAGAGUCACCUGGGACGCUUGGCUGCAUGUAAAUUGAACAAAUAAAUCAAUAGAUGAAUAGCAAA